This is a messenger RNA of Ostrea edulis (European flat oyster), 1240 nucleotides long. RefSeq lists its product as uncharacterized. NCBI's taxonomy places the organism in Eukaryota, Metazoa, Mollusca, Bivalvia, Ostreida, Ostreidae. Gene Ontology annotation, biological process: methylation. The coding region runs from base 208 to 1188 and encodes 326 amino acids. The record is from RefSeq and is a predicted model, not a curated record. The transcript has 9 exons. Gene Ontology annotation, molecular function: S-adenosylmethionine-dependent methyltransferase activity.
GGUCUAUAUCCUACGAUACGCUACCUACAUCAAACGUGUCGGAAAACAUUUGCUUAUUAUCGCAGCACGGGAAUAUUCUAGAAACAAUCCUUACUUUAAGGGGCAAUAUGCAACUGCGCUGAUAUUUACAUAUUGUAGAACCCCAUUUGUUGAAAUACUUCGUUUAGCCGAUAGGUGAUCGUUGGUUGAUAGACUGGUCGCUGGCGCAUGCGCCCAGCUCUUAAAACCUGUUUUGUUGUGAAUUACAUAGCAAUCAUGGAGUACAAAAUGAAGGUAGACGAACCAUCUUUAUCUAUGGAUAAUUAUCAUUUAAUUCUUGAGCCCUGUUGGGAACUAGUUUGUAAGGUGUUUGAUAACUAUUUGGAUACACACAUGGAUUGUCCUAUCAAUUUAGCGGACUUCGGUACAUGCGAGGGACAAACAUUUCUUCCGUUUUUAAAACUGGUGGUUGGGCAUAUUCGAAGAUCGUCUAAAUUACAAGAAAUAGUGGUGACUUUAAACGAUCAAUAUACAAAUGAUUUCAACGCCUUAACGAGGAAUAUAAAAGCGUUUCAGAGAGAAAUGGACGAUCCUCUUCUCCGAAUGUGCAUCAUCCCUGGGAAUGCUUAUAGACAUUGUUUGCCUAAUUCCAGCAUUGAUUUAGGCAUUUGUUCUUUCGUGGUGCAAUGGUUAUCUGAACCAAUAAAUCUGGACAAACACCUGUUUUAUAUUCCUGACUGGAUGGAUUUUUUAAUUGCAAGAUCGAUGGAAAUGAAGAAAGGUUCCUUUUUUCUUGCAAAUAUCCCAAUCGGAAGUCAAGAAGUAUUGAGUAUAUUAAAUGAUGUGUUUCAUCAACUUUAUGAAAAGAAUACCAUAACUGAGGAAGAUUUGCGUAACACCAGUAUACCAAUUUACAUAUUCAGAACAGAGGAUGAAUUGAAAGGACCAUUUGAAGAACGUAGAGAGGAAUUGGGACUUCAACUUCUGCACAUUUCAAGGAGACCAGUCAAGUUGUAUGAACACAAGGGCAUCGUAAGCUCACUUAAAUCAUGGAUGUAUUACAGUUUCGAAACUGGACUGAGUAAGACAAGAAGGACCCAGGAAGUUCAGGAAAUCUGUGAUACAUAUUUCCAAAACUUAGAGCAUCGCUUUUCAGACUGGAAAUGGCUUGAUGUUUUUAUUGCUGAUGUACUUUUUCAGAAACUGUGACAGAAUGAGAAAGCAUUUUGUAAGAUAACGUUUUAAUCAAUGAUUAUUACUA